GCUGCCGUCCCGGGGCUCUGGGAGCUGCUGCCGGCAAGGAGCCGGAGCGGGGCUGCUCUCCGAGGGAAGGCGAGCGGCCACAGCGCAUCCCGCGGCACCAGAAGCAGGGCAGACACUACGGGCUGCCGAGGACUCUCUCGGAGCGUGAGGCGAGGCGGGGUAGCGGGCCAGGCCCUCCCAGGAGCCGCAACAGCCGGCAUUUGGAUGGAGUCUCAGUAUCUGAAGCAAUGCCUGGGAGAUUGCUUGAAGAAAGGACUGGCAGAGGUUGUAGAGCAUCGGCCAGCAGAUCCAAUAGAGUAUCUUGCACACUGGAUUUACAAAUACAGAAGAAACUUAGAUGAAGAAGAAAAGAGAAUACUGGAGAGAGCUGAGCUGGAAGAAGAACGGGUGGCAGCCCAAGCAGAACUUGAAAGGUUAAAAAUCGAGGAAGAGCAGCGGAAACUGGAAGAGCAACGGCAGGCUGAGUUGGAGAAAGAACUUGCAGAGUUGGAAGCACAGAAAAAGGAAGCUGAAAGGCAGUUGCAGCAGGCAAUAGCUGAAGUUACAGAUGAACCUGAGGAGCCAGAUGAGAGUGAACCUGGUCAAACAGACCUCCCAACAGUAAUAGAAGAAGAAGAAGAAGAGGAAGAAGAAGGAGAAGAAGAAGAAGAAAAUUAGAACUGACCUGAGAGCAGUAAAUAUAUUUUCUACUCAUUACUUGCUAUCCUGAAGUGUAGUAUCUUGAUUUAUGUAUUUUAUAAAUAUAACUGAUUUAUGUAACUGUUUCUCUGGUGUGUGUUUUCAAGGUCUUUGUAUAAAGUCUGUUAUUUCUGAUACCUAUUCUUCCUUUUUGUUCUUAAAGCAUUCUAACUAGCAUGGCUGACUUAUAGGAAGAAAAUUGCAGCUGAAGUGAAAGCAACAAAUAUAUUUUCUACUUGUUGCAUAUUGAAGUAACCAUAAUAAAUAACAAUAUAGCUAAAGUGUCAAUAUGAUUUGAGGAUGGAUGCUACAAUAUGAUAAUUUGAAUCAAUGUUAAAAGAAUAAAAUAUUACUGAAAAUUA
Molecule: messenger RNA, 1040 nt
Organism: Melospiza georgiana
Lineage: Eukaryota; Metazoa; Chordata; Aves; Passeriformes; Passerellidae
Gene: DYDC1
Product: DPY30 domain containing 1
Exons: 6
Coding region: 205-657 (150 amino acids)
Cellular component (GO): Set1C/COMPASS complex
Source: RefSeq, a predicted model, not a curated record